Cephus cinctus (wheat stem sawfly) is the source of this 1134-nucleotide messenger RNA. RefSeq names its product secretion-regulating guanine nucleotide exchange factor (gene Sergef). Bases 361 to 972 code for a protein of 203 amino acids. Lineage: Eukaryota; Metazoa; Arthropoda; Insecta; Hymenoptera; Cephidae. The record is from RefSeq and is a predicted model, not a curated record. The transcript is spliced from 3 exons.
GUGAAUCAUACAGACAAAUAUUGCCGUGAAAUGUUGUUCCGAAUUUUUAAUAGUUUCACUUUUAUAUAACUAAUUUUAAAUGUGACUUUUCUCCAACAAUGAAAUGUCACAUUGCUAGAUUUUACCGGCGGGAAGAAUGCGUCGUUUGCUGUUGUUUACAGAUUUACUAGUACCAUCUAUACUUUCUUAUGGAACUUAUAUAAAAGAUAAGUAUAUUUCUCCAUCUACAUUACGCAAAGUUCUUGUUGUAUUUUCGAAUGGCGUAAGUACGACUCCCUGACUAGUCGUUAAUAUUUCAUUGAAAUUUUUAUUUGCAAUACGUCAGAACUAUAUAAAUUAUUAAACAUCAAUGGUAUAAUCAUGCCGCCUAUUCGUUUGUUAUCCUGGGGUGCAAAUUCUCAUAGUCAAUUGGGUCAUGGAUUUCAAUCGGAACAAUUGAUUGUACCCAAAGAAGUGGACUUGUCAGAGAUUUCUUUGGAAGCUGAGAAUAUUAAAAAAAUCGUAGGAGGAGCGGGUCACUCCUUGAUUUUAGACAAGUACGGCUGUGUUUACGCAUGCGGAUGGAAUAGCAAAGGCCAAACAGGAAUUCCUGGUGAAGAUAUUAUGCCAAAAUUUAAAAAAAUUGAAAGCCUCAAAGAUGAAGUUAUCACAGACAUUGAUUGCGGAUGGGACAGUACCAUGUGCCUUAACGAAAAUGGUGAAAUAUUCGUCUGGGGCUCUAACAGCUUCGGACAACUAGGAAUAGAUCCUCAACGGCAAAACUGCAUUUUACAACCACAAAAAAUAAUAAUGAAUGAAAAAAUAGAAAGAUUUUCUCUAGGUCUACGUCAUACAGCCCUAGUCACAGAAACUGGUAAAAUAUUAACGUCCGGUACGGGUGGAAAGUGUCAAUUGGGUUUAAUUGAUUCAGAAAAUAAACCAAUCAGACGCGCAAACAUUUUUACCGAAGGUGAUUAUCUACUUUCUGAAUAACCAACUGUUACGAAAAUUAUUACACAAAAAGUUCUAGGAUUGUCCAAAGUUACACAGGUAUCUUGCGGUCAGCAUCACACAGUUGCUAAAACCAAGGAUGAGAAUAUAUUCUCCUGGGGCGACAAUAAACAUGGACAACUUGGACUCGAUUCAACUGUACAU